AUGAUGGCGGCUUUGCUGCUGCGCCGGGAUAAGAGAUCCACCGCCGCCCACCUGAAGGCAGACCUCCAGCGGGCCGACAACAGCUCGGUGCGGCAGCUGCGGGAGCUGCUGGACACCGUGCUGGACCCGCAGCGCGGCUCGGACCCUGACCCGGAGGGGCUGGACUGGUGUAAAUGGCUGCUGGCCGGAGGGGACGCUUUCGACGAGUUCUGCCGGACCGUCCGAUCCUACGAUAACGCCACCCUCUGCGGGCUGGUGUGGACAGCCAACUUCGUGGCCUACCGUUGCCGGACUUGCGGCAUCUCUCCGUGCAUGUCGCUGUGUGCGGAGUGCUUCAAUAACAGCGAUCACACGGGCCAUGAUUUUAACAUGUUCCGGAGUCAGGCCGGCGGGGCCUGUGACUGCGGGGGGAACGUGAUGAAAGAGAGCGGGUUUUGUAGUAGGCAUCGGUUAAAAACGGGAGAGAAUGUGCCAUCAGUCCCUUGGGAUCUGCUGCUCAUGUCUGAGAUGGUGCUGCCGCGGUUUAUCAUCACUAUCAUUCAGUACCUGAGAGACGGCUACACUGAACCAGAGUCGGCCACUGACCGAGAUCUGCAGAAGGUUCUGCAGCAGUUGGAGCCGCACAUAUCGUUCUUAGAAGAGCUCACCAAGAUGGGCGGGGCCAUGCGCACCGUUCUCACCAAGAUCUUAACCAAUCAGCAGACGUUUAAAGAACUGAGCAUGGGUCAAGAGGAGAAUGUUUUUGCAAAGAGGAACUAUGAGAAGUAUUUGUCAGCACUGAAGAGUUCGGGUCUGGUGUCAGUGGAGGAGAAAGGAGCAGGAGGAGCUGGCGCUGGGACAGCAACAGACACUUCAGCGGGAGCAGGAGCGCUCAGCCUGCUGGGAGCUACUGCUGCUGCCAGUCUGGAGGACUCAAGCAAAGAGGAGGAUCAGGACGGGCUGCAGGGUGUGGGACAGAGGAAAAGAGUGAAGCUUAGUAGCAGUACCAAAGAUCCAUCCAUAAUGGACACUCUGAAACAUAAAUGCUUUUUAGAAGAGUUAUUGUUUUGGACUAUUAAGUAUGAAUUUCCUCAGAAGAUGGUCACAUUUUUGCUCAACAUGUUGCCAGAUCAGGAUUACAAGAUCACGUUCACUAAAACCUUCGUACAACACUACGCCUUCAUCAUGAAGACCCUCAUGAAGAGCCACGAGUCCGACACCAUGUCCAACCGCAUCGUUCACAUCAGCGUUCAGCUCUUCAGUAACGAGGAGCUGGCGAGACACGUCACAGAGGAGUGCCAUUUACUGGACAUCAUGGUCACUGUGCUUCUCUACAUGAUGGAGAGCUGCCUUAUCAAGAGCGAACUGCAAGAUGAGGAGAUUAAUCGGCAUGUGGUGGUAAACUGUGGUGAAGCUCUACUGAAGAAUAACACCUACUGGCCUUUAGUUAGUGAUUUUAUUAAUAUCCUCUCACACCAAAGUGUGGCCAAGCGCUUCCUGGAGGAUCGUUCUCUGCUGCUGCUCUGGAUGAGUUUCGUUUCCUACUUCCAAGGAAUGAAUCUGAACAAGCGAGAGCUGAAUGAGCACGUGGAGUUCGAGUCUCAGACAUAUUAUGCAGCGUUUGCAGCGGAGCUGGAGGCCUGUGCUCAGCCCAUGUGGGGUCUCCUCACACACUGCAAAGUCAAAGAGACCCAGGAGUACACUAAGACAGUGGUGCGGUACUGUCUGGAAACUCUUCAGAUGUGGUUUGAUGCCAUUGGGUUUGUAGAUGAGCCUUCCCUCAACCAGCUGACCUUUCAUUUACCUCUCCAUCGAUACUACGCCAUGUUCCUCAGCAAGGGAGUAAAGUGUCAAGGUUUGGAUUUGGACAGUUUGCUUCCGGAUCAGGAGAUGCUGAUGAAGAUCAUGGUUCACCCUCUUCAGAUACAGGCUAGCCUGUCUGAGAUCCAUAGUAACAUGUGGGUGAGAAAUGGGCUGCAGAUUAAAGGUCAGGCCAUGACCUAUGUCCAGUCUCACUUCUGUAACUCUAUGAUUGACCCGGACAUCUACCUCCUGCAGGUGUGUGCGUCUAGACUGGAUCCAGAUUACUUCAUUUCCUCAGUGUUUGAGAGGUUUAAGGUGGUGGACUUGCUGACGAUGGCGUCUCAACAUCAGAACGCAGUGCUGGACUCGGAGCAGGAGAGACCCAUGCUGGAGGGAGCGCUCACCUUCCUGGUCAUACUGAGCAGUCUCCGAAUACACCUGGGAAUGUCUGAUGAUGAGAUCUUGAGAGCGGAGAUGGUGUCUCAGUUGUGUAUGAAUGAUCGUACGCACAGUUCCCUGCUAGAUCUGAUCCCGGAGAAUCCGAACCCUAAGAGCGGUGUGGUGCCGGGCAGCUGUAGUUUUGAGGAGAUGCUUUCUGCUGUAGCUGAUUUUAAAGCCCCGGUGUUUGAGCCUGGAGGAUCAAUGCAACAGGGCAUGUACACGCCAAAAGCGGAAGUCUGGGAGAAAGAGUUUGACCCUAUAAUGGUGAUUCUACGCACCGUGUACCGCAGAGACGUGCAGUCGGCCAUGGAUCGAUACACAGCAUUUUUGAAACAGUCAGGUGUUAAUACAGGGAACCCCUGGCCGCCCUAUAAGGAGAGGACCCCGCUGCACCCCUGCUAUAGAGGACUGGUGCGCCUGCUGCACUGCAAAACUCUGCAUAUCGUCAUCUUUACACUGCUUUAUAAGAUCUGGAUGGAUCAUCAGAACAUGUCUGAACAUGUGUUGUGUAUGGUGCUGUACCUGAUAGAACUCGGACUGGACAAUCAGGUCCAGGAUGACAAAGUGGAGGAGGAGCCCUGUAUCGAGGAGCACUGCCACGACAGCUGGUUCCCAGGCACCAGCCUGCUGUCUAACCUCCAUCACGUCAUCAACUUUGUGCGGGUUCGAGUGCCAGAGACGGCUCCUGAGGUGGAGAGAAAGAGAGAGCGGGAGAGAGAGAGAGAAACUCCACCCAGCACCAGCACUGAGAGCGCCACCUUCGGACAGAACCUGCGUGAAGCUCAAGUGUUCAGUCUCGUGGCAGAGCGUAGGAGGAAGUUCCAGGAGAUCAUUAACCGCAGCAACCACGAGGCCAGUCAGGCGGUGCGACCCAAGUCCUCGUCCUCCCGGUGGCUCCCGCCCGGAUCACCCCCGCAGCUGGUGACUGAGAUCCUGGAGAUCCGGGAGAGCAUGCUGUCGCUCCUGGUCAAACUGCACCAGAAACUGUCUGCCAAGCAAAACUCUCUGUCUCUGAGCUGGUUAGCUGAGGUGGAUCCGGCCAAUCACGCACACGGGGAUGGGUUAACAGCCAUCGAAAGAAUCUUAGCCAAAGCUGCCGCGCGUAGCCGGCACAGCAAGAGAUGCCUACAAGAAAUCUGUGGAAAGGUGUGUCCACCCGUACCUCCCAAGAAGAACAGUCCUGGAGACAAGAAGAGUAUGGACAAGGAAGAGAGGCGUCAGAGGGCCCGAGAGAGACAGCAGAAGCUGCUGGCAGAGUUCGCCUCAAGGCAGAAGAGCUUCAUGGAGACUGCCAUGGAUGUUGAGUCUCCUGAAGCCGAUGCAGUGAUGGACGUGGGCUCGGCAGAACCUCUGGAAUCUGAAGUUCUGUAUGACUGUGUGAUCUGUGGUCAAAGCGGCCCGUCCACUGAAGACAGGCCCACAGGACUGGUGGUACUGCUGCAGGCUUCUUCAGUGUUGGGGCACCGUUGUCGUAGUGACACGCCAAAGCGAUUGCCCACAACAGAUGAGGAACACAUCUACCCCGAGGACACAUGUGGAGCGACCAGUGAUGUUAGACUGACCCUUAUGCAACGCUACUUUAAAGAUAGUUCCUGUCUGCAGUCUGUGUCUGUUGGCUGGGACGGGGGUGUGUAUGUGCAGACGUGCGGACACACUCUUCAUAUAGACUGUCACAAGUCCUACAUGGAAUCCUUACGGAAUGAUCAGGUUCUUCAAGGGUUUUCUGUGGAUAAGGGUGAGUUCACCUGCCCACUGUGUCGUCAGUUCGCCAACAGUGUUUUGCCCUGUCGUCCUGGCCGUGGGAUGGAGACGGGCGCCUGGCACACCCCCAGUAACAAGAGCCUAUCCACACUGGUGAAGGAAGUGGAGGACCUUCAGGAGCAGCUGGGCAUUUUCCCAGCGGAGUCCAACCUGAGUAAAGAGAUGGAAUCCGUUAUAAAGGACAUUAAAAACACAACACAGAAAAAAUACAUGGAUUAUGGGAAGAACCCAGGGUCACCUGACAACGACUUCCUGUUCAUGUACUCCGUGGCCAGGACUAAUCUGGAGUUAGAGUUGGUUCAUCGUGGGGGGGAUCUGUGCAGUGGGGGGGCUAGUGCUGCCGCCAAACGCUCCUGUCUCAAUCAGCUGUUUCAUGUGCUGGCCAUGCACAUGCGUCUCUACAGUAUAGAUUCAGCGUACAACCCCUGGACCAGACUCACACAGACCACGCACAGCAGAGACCCUGAGUUCUGUAACGAUGAACGUCCAGAGGUGCCCAUGCUCUUCAGAGAUGUCCCGUCCCUCCUCAUCAUCUUCAUCCUCACCAUGCCUCAGCCUUUACGCAAAGAGCACUUCACGUGUGUGGUGAAGGUGUUGUACAGUCUGCAGUUCACACAGGCUCUGGCCGCUCUGUCUAUCAGAUUCAGCCGUGAGGAGAGACUCGCCUGGAGCAACACAGGAGCUGCCAAGAAGAACACACCAAACUCUGACAAAUCAUGGGAGGCACUCCUGGGUCACGUGAUCUCCGAGCUGACGAAGGCCAAAGAUGUGUACGACACCAACUCUGAGGAAGCAUUCGUGUUGAGCUCCAGUGUGUGGUCUCCUCAGUCCAUUGAGUUCACCCUACAGCAAUUCUGUCUGCCCUUCCUGAGACUGUCCUGCUUGCUGCAACACCACCUGUAUGGAGACAGCUUACCCGGAUGCCUGGUGGAGGAGGAGUUUUCUCUGCUGACCGGCUGUCUGGGUUUGACUGGUUCUGUUCAGUCCAGUGGAUCCGUGAGCAGCACAGCAUGUCUGGACUGGAACGUCAACGCUUUCGAUCUGAUUAACCAGUGGUGUUCUGAGGUCAUCGCUCUGUCCAAUACACCCUCCCAGCAAUCUGUGUCUCUGUUGGUUCAGGAUCCGCAGUGGGCCGCCCCUCGCCUCCUGCACCUCCCAGACAAUUACAACACCAUCUUCCAGUUCUACCACAGGAAGUCCUGCACCAGCUGCGGUAAAACCCCCAAAGACCCUGCGCUCUGCCUGGUGUGCGGCGCCUUCGUCUGUCUGAAGGGGCACUGCUGUAAACAGCAGGGCGUGUGUGAGUGUGUGCUGCACUCCCAGCACUGCGGAGCAGCGACUGGCAUCUUCCUCCUGGUAAACGCCUCGGUCAUCAUUAUCAUCCGAGGGCAUCGCUUCUGUCUGUGGGGGUCUGUGUAUCUGGACGCUCAUGGAGAGGAGGACCGAGACCUACGUCGAGGAAAGCCUCUGUAUUUAUGUGAGGAGAGGUACCGCGUCCUGGAGCAGCAGUGGGUGUCGCACACCUUCGACCACAUCAACAAGCGCUGGGGUCCCCACUACAAUGGACUUUAA
Molecule: messenger RNA, 5556 nt
Organism: Pimephales promelas (fathead minnow)
Lineage: Eukaryota; Metazoa; Chordata; Actinopteri; Cypriniformes; Leuciscidae
Source: RefSeq, a predicted model, not a curated record